This is a messenger RNA of Brenthis ino (lesser marbled fritillary), 1956 nucleotides long. The record is from the annotation of a GenBank genome assembly. Lineage: Eukaryota; Metazoa; Arthropoda; Insecta; Lepidoptera; Nymphalidae.
AUGGAAGAGUCCUGGUCGUCGGGCGGCGCGCCGCUUUUGCGCACGCGGUCUUUGCCUCUAGUCCUCGAAGCGAGUGGCGCUCCAGCACGGCAGCCGAAGCUCGAUCCUCGCCAGCUUCUAACUCUAACACGGCAUUACUACCCAGAGGGAGGGUGGGGAUGGGGCGUGGCUUUUGCUGCAACUAUAGCGCAACUAUUAGCUCAUGGGUUGCAUCAAGCGGCCGCCGUACUAGCCGUAGAAGUCGUCAGGCGAUUCGGACCAGAGGUUCGCAUGCAAGCAGGAUGUCUCGGCGCGAUAUCAGCGGGGGUGGCUCUAGCACUAUCGCCAGUGACGGUAGCUCUGUGCGUACGCAAGUCUACGCGCGUGACAGCCGUCGUAGGCGGGCUGGUCGCCGCCCUCGGGUGUCUCUUCACGUCCUUCGCUACACAGUUCCACCAACUAUUCUUCAGUUACGGGACGGUAGUAGGAGUUGGAGUAGGACUAACGCGAGACUGCUCAACGCUAAUGGUAGCGCAAUAUUUCAAACGAAGACGCGAAUUAGUGGAGAUCUUCAUUGUAAGUGGCAGCGGCCUCGGUAUAGCUGUUAUGUCCACUUUCAUCAAAAGUGCAAUCAGAGCUAUCGGGUGGAGACUUGGACUGCAGGCGGUGACGGGAGUAGUUUUCGUCACAUUCAUACUUGGAACCUUUUACCGCUCUGCAUCACUAUACCAUCCACAGAGACGUGCAAUUCUGCACCUUAAAAAUCAAAACAAGAUCAAGAGGAAAAUGAAAGACAAAAACAAAUCAGAUGAUAGGCAGCCAUUUUUCGACUUUUCUACACUUAGAUCUAAAACUGUAAGAAUCUUACUUAUGUCUACUGGAAUAUCAGCAUUUGGGAUCAAUACACCAAUAUUUUAUUUAGCUUAUCAUGCUGAAGAAGAAGGAUUAGGCGAUACGGCAGAACUACUCCAAGCAUAUCUCGGACUGGCAUGGGCAGUGGGCUGUGCGGCUUUCGGGCUUUUAGUUCGACAAAAAUCUGCGGAAUGUCGUAUCGCGAGGCAAUAUCUCACGCAAGCUGCAGUUUUUGUAUGUGGACUGGCAACAAUGGCGCUGACUGCUGUAGAGGGCUCAUAUAGAGGAUAUGUGAUGUUCGCUUGGGUUUAUGGUAUAUUCUGCGGUGGGUAUCAUUACUCGCUAAAGAUGUACACAUACGAACGAGUGCGGUCACGCAAUUUCGCGCGCACGUGGGGCUUCGUGCAGUGCUCGCAAGCCGUACCCAUUGCUAUAGGGGUGCCGCUUUCUGGGUACAUAAACGUGGGUUGCGGCGGCAAGGCGGGCUACUACUUCAGCUCGACGUGCUCGCUCAUCGGCUCACUGUCACUCUUCUGCAUCGACCUCCAUCGGCGUAGCGUUGCUCAUAAACACACCAAAGAAAACGGUGGUACUGUAGGCUGUGAGUCAAUAAGCGUGCCUCGUCGCGAUCGCGAGCCACGCACCGCUGCUGGAGCCGCCACCGCCUUAGUUCUAGGCGCAGAGCUAGUAGCACCAGGCCGAGCAGGGCGUGAUCUGCUAUUGGACAGCAUCGGUCCAGGGAGCUUAGGUUCCCCGCCACCCAACCUCCCUCCAGAACUAACCUGCAUAAGCGAGGAAGGAGGUCUAGACUUAGACUUAGAUCUAGAUAUACCGGAGCACCUACUAGAGGAGCUGGAUUGCGGUGGUGACUGUAUUACUAGUUGCAAUAAGGUUGAAAACUACCUGAUGCUCAGUGAGUACGAAAACAAUCUGAUAGCUGAGCUUCCAAAUCUGAAUGAACGACGAGGUCGACGUUGGUCCAUCGUCGUUAACUCCAACUCUCCCCAGCCUUCUACAAACCAAGAAAACCAAAGCACUAGUCCUGAACAUACCAAUUCUGUCAAGUGGAAGAAAAAGUGCCAUACAAACAACAGACUGAUCACAGUGAUCAAUGAACAGUCAUUA